This is a messenger RNA of Setaria italica (foxtail millet), 2220 nucleotides long. RefSeq names its product non-specific phospholipase C1. Gene Ontology annotation, molecular function: hydrolase activity, acting on ester bonds. NCBI's taxonomy places the organism in Eukaryota, Viridiplantae, Streptophyta, Magnoliopsida, Poales, Poaceae. The transcript has 3 exons. The coding region runs from base 136 to 1776 and encodes 546 amino acids. The record is from RefSeq and is a predicted model, not a curated record. Gene Ontology annotation, biological process: phospholipid catabolic process.
CAUAAGCAAAGCAACUGCUUAAAAUUGAAAAAAAAAAUCAGAGCUCAUUAAUUCAACUGAAGAGCAAUCACACCUACCCUACCCUCCGGCCUCCGCCGCCGCCGACGCCGACGAAGACCUAGCUCCCCCGUCGCGAUGGCCGCCGCCGCCCGCGCGGGCCGCCGCGGCGGCCCCGAGGCGCGCCUCCUCGUGGCGCUCCUCCUGCUCGCUCUGGUCGUCUCCGGCCACUGCCUGGACGCGCACCACCGCGGUCUGAAGCGCCGCCGCCGGAAGCACGAGAUCCACUCGCCGAUCAAGACGGUGGUGGUGGUCGUGAUGGAGAACCGCAGCUUCGACCACAUCCUCGGCUGGCUCCGCCGCACCCGCCCCGACAUCGACGGCCUCACCGGCCGCGAGUCCAACCACCUCAACGCCUCCGACCCAUCCUCCCCGGAGAUCUUCGUCACCGACGAGGCCGGCUACGUCGACUCCGACCCCGGCCACGGCUUCGAGGACAUCCGCGAGCAGAUCUUCGGGUCCGCCGACACCUCCGCCGUGCCUCCACCCAUGUCCGGCUUCGCCCAGAACGCGCGCGGGAUGGGCCUCGGCAUGGCGCAGAACGUCAUGAGCGGAUUCAAGCCGGAGGCCAUCCCCGUGUACGCCUCCCUCGCCGAUGAGUUCGCCGUGUUUGAUCGGUGGUUCGCCUCCGUGCCCACCUCCACGCAGCCCAACCGCCUGUUCGUCCACUCAGCAACCUCACACGGCCUCACCUUCAACGCCAGAAAGGAUCUCAUCCAUGGCUUCCCGCAGAAGACCAUCUUUGAUAGCCUCGAGGAGAACGGCUUGUCCUUUGGCAUCUACUACCAGAACAUCCCAGCCACGCUCUUCUACCAAAGCCUCCGCCGGCUCAAGCACCUCGUCAAGUUCCACCAGUACAGCCUCAAAUUCAAGCUGCACGCUAAGUGGGGGAAGCUGCCAAAUUAUGCGGUGAUUGAACAGAGGUACUUCGACUGCGAGUUGUUUCCUGCAAAUGAUGACCAUCCGUCGCAUGAUGUGGCCAGGGGCCAGAGGUUCGUCAAAGAAGUGUAUGAGACACUGAGGGCCAGUCCGCAGUGGAAUGAGACAGCCCUGCUUAUCACAUACGAUGAGCAUGGUGGAUUCUACGACCAUGUCCCAACGCCGGUUGUCGGAGUGCCCCAGCCUGAUGGAAUUGUUGGCCCAGACCCGUACUACUUCAAGUUCGAACGGCUCGGGGUGCGUGUGCCCUCCUUCCUCAUCUCACCGUGGAUUGAGAAAGGAACUGUGAUCCAUGAACCAAGUGGUCCGCAAGAAAGCUCACAAUAUGAGCAUUCGUCCAUUCCUGCAACAGUAAAGAAGCUAUUUAAUUUACACUCUAACUUCCUGACAAAGAGAGAUGCAUGGGCUGGGACCUUUGAGAACUACUUCAAAAUCCGGAAGACACCAAGAACUGACUGUCCAGAGACACUCCCAGAGGUGACAAAGUCACUGCGACCAUUUGGCCCCAAGGAAGAUUCAUCUCUGUCAGAAUUUCAAGUGGAAUUGAUUCAACUUGCCUCACAGCUUAAUGGUGAUCAUGUGCUGAACACAUACCCAGAUAUUGGCAGGACCAUGACUGUUGGGGAAGCAAACCGCUACGCAGAGGAUGCUGUGGCCAGAUUCCUGGAAGCUGGUAGGAUUGCUCUAAGAGCUGGUGCGAAUGAAUCUGCUUUGGUGACAAUGAGGCCUGCUCUCACCAGCAGGGCCUCCAUGUCCUCUGGUUUAUCAUCAGAGCUCUAAUACAUUGUUCCGCAAUCUGCGCACAAAUUCUACAUCAUCAUUCGAUUCCACUCUACAUCAUCAUUCACUUCCACUCUACAUCAUAACUGUUUUGUAAUGGGCAAGAGAGCCUCCCUCAGGUUGGUGUCGUGCAAGUAUGAUAGCAUCAUGUAAUGGAUAGGUCUUAAACAUGUUUCUGUAAAUAGAUGUCAUGAUAUUUGACAUCUCAGUGUUACCCUUCGGCAGACUGUCGUGGUAACACUGAGACAGCCAGAAAUAUCUCAUCAACUUAUCUGAUAAUAUACUAUGUCAAAGUCCCCUUCUGGGAUAAUGUGUAGCGGGGAUUUCUAAAGCAUUGUGGAAUUGUACCUAUUCAGUCUGCACUGUACCUGCUUGUUAAGCAGUUGAACUGCACUUUGGGGUAAUGUAUGAUAUGCUUCUUAAACAGGAUGUUUAUUUGUGCUC